Messenger RNA from Penicillium waksmanii, 3369 nucleotides. RefSeq names its product rRNA-processing protein UTP22. NCBI's taxonomy places the organism in Eukaryota, Fungi, Ascomycota, Eurotiomycetes, Eurotiales, Aspergillaceae. Gene Ontology annotation, cellular component: CURI complex; UTP-C complex; small-subunit processome. Bases 1 to 3369 code for a protein of 1122 amino acids. The record is from RefSeq and is a predicted model, not a curated record. Gene Ontology annotation, biological process: rRNA processing; tRNA export from nucleus. The transcript has a single exon.
AUGUCUUCACACACGGUGAAGCGACGGAAGAUUAGCCCAGAACCGUCUGGUGCUCCUCAAUCCGACACCAAUCCUCAGACCGCCGCAACAACGACGACGACAGACUCAAAGGCAAAGAAGAGUGAUCACACCUCUUCUGCCCGCCGCAAUGACUUCUUGACGAAGGGCCUGUCAGGCAAUAAAGGAAAGGAUGAGCGAUCCGCUGAGCUUGCAAUGGCUAGUGGCCAUUAUAAGUCCAGCUUCUUCAAGCUGCAGAUGGAUGAGCUACUGACUGGCCUGAGACCGAACUACGACAAACAGAUCUCCAAGUUACAGGACACUCUGCACAAAUUGAAGGGCGCCAUUGAAAAUCUCCCCGAAAAAGCUCCCAAAUCUGCUUCAGAAGCGGAGAAGGAGCUUCGCACUGUUUCCGGCGGAGUCGCAGUCCCCUGGCCCGAACCCCGACCUGCAAAAGAUGCGAAAUAUACUAUGUCCUACGCGAAACCAUCAAACAUAAACGUGAUCGGAAGCUUUGCAUUGAAGAAUGGCACCAAAACUUCCGACCCUCGUCCAGUUGAUUUGGCGGUGACUAUGCCUAGCUCGAUCUUCCAAGAAAAGGACUACGUCAACCAUCGCUAUUUCCACAAGAGGGCAUACUAUGUUGCAUGCAUCGCAGCCGGGAUCCAGGACACCGCCAAUGCCCUUGAUUUGGAGGUCAAGUUUGGACACCAGGACGGAGACAGCCUUCGUCCUUUGAUUCUAUUGGAGCCUCGCCCUUCCACCAAAGGCAACAAAUCGACAUCAUCGCGCCCCCAAAUCCGAAUUCUGACUGCAAUCGAUCCUACUCUAUUUCCAAUCACCCGGACACAGCCCGCGAAGUGCAACAUCCGACAAGGCUCUUCCACCGACAAUGCGGAAAUUGGCGAGCCGACUCCAUUCUACAACGCAAGUCUUCGAUCCGAGGCCACAGUCUCCCUCUACCAUAAACAGCUCCACCUGGCUUCUCAAAAAUGCGAGUCAUUCCGCGACGCUUGUAUCCUGGGACGCACAUGGUUGCAGCAACGGGGCUUCCACUCUCCAUUCCAAAAUGGAGGGUUCGGUGGUUUCGAGUGGGCCGCGCUCGUGUCUCUUCUGUUUGAAGGCGGUGGCCCUACUGGCCAACCAAUUCUCAUGCGUUCCUACAGCAGCUAUCAAAUCUUCAAGGCCGUUGUGCAAUUCCUGGCUGGCCGAGACCUGACGACGCCUUUGCUAUUGAACGCCACCGACAUUCCUGUCUCUGGUAACGGUCCGGUACUGUACGAUGGUAGCAGGGGAUUGAACAUCCUAUACAAAAUGACUUCCUGGUCCUAUGCGUCCCUCCGCCAUGAAGCCAGUGUCACUCUCAAGAUGCUCAAUGAAUCCCGGGUGGACAAUUUUGACCGAGUCUUCAUUGUCAAGGUAGAUGAGCCGGCUUUGAGGUUUGACCGUCUUAUCUCCUUCCCCAAGUCAUUCCAUGGCGAUACCCUUCAAGCUCUUCGCGAACAGAAUGCGCUGUAUACUGUUCUUUCAAGAGCCCUUGGGGAUCGUGUCAAGCUCAUCUCCUUGACGAGCCAGUCUGCUGGCACUUGGUCGGUCCGCUCAAAGGCACCGAACAAGAAAGCAAGCAAUGAGCUUUCGGUGGGUCUUCUGCUCGACGCCGAUAAUGUCUCCCGCGUUGUCGACCAUGGCCCUGCCGCCGAAGAGAAAGAUGAAGCAGCAUCAUUCCGAGCUUUCUGGGGUAACAAGGCGGAGCUCCGACGAUUCAAGGAUGGCAGCAUUUUAGAGAGUCUUGUGUGGUCUGAUCAGCCUUCUGAUGAUUCCAUUGUGCAUCAAAUCUUGGUCUGCGCCCUGAACCGCCAUUUCCAGAUUCCGGAAGAUGAUUUCCUGCUUACUGGUGAUGAGUAUGACGACCUACUCUAUGACGAGGGCGACGAGAUUGUCUCGUACCAAAACCCCACGUUCCAGUCUAUCAAGGAGGCAUUUAGUGAAUUGGAGCAGUCAGUCCGAAGCAUGGAGGAAGUUCCAUUGGAAAUUCGACACCUUGCCCCAGCCAGUCCACUUCUUCGGUAUACUGCGCUUCGAGUACAAGGAUCCGCAGCCAAUGAACCGGCAGACGUUGUUCUUCAAUUCGAAAGUUCAUCACGCUGGCCCGAUGACUUCGCUGCCAUUCAAAUGACGAAGGCAGCUUUCCUCAUAAAAAUCGGAGAUUCUUUGAAGUCAACAGGUGCCGCAUCCUCAUGCCGCGUCGGCCUGGAGAACGAAACCAGCAAGAUCCUGAACAGCGGAUAUCUUGAUAUCGUCCACUCUUCUGGAUUCCUCUUCCGCCUUCGAAUUCACCAUGAGCGCGAACAAACCCUCCUCGAGCGCCAAUUGAAAGACAAGACCAUCAGCCCUCGGGAACGGGAAGAAGUUGCCCACGCUCUAUUCUCUUACAAGAAGAACUUCAUCCAAGCGCCCCGCUUGACCCAAGCGAUUCGCAGUCUUUGCACUCGAUUCCCAUUACUCUCCCCAACUAUCCGCCUGGUCAAGUUCUGGUUCCACUCCCACCUUUUCUCAGCGCACAUCUGUGACGAAUUGAUCGAGCUCAUCACGACCCGAGCUUUCACACAGCACUAUCCCUGGAACAGCCCCUCAAGCAUCAUGACCGGAUUCCUGCGGACAUUGCAUUUCCUUUCCCGCUGGGAUUGGCAACACGAGGCUCUAAUCAUCGAUCUUGCCGGUGAUUUAACCUCCGAGAUCACAGAGAAAAUCCGCACCCGAUUCAACGCAUGGCGUAACAUCGACCCGGCCAUGAACACACUUGCCCUUUUCGUCGCAUCCGACAUCGACAGCGAAGGCGUGACCUGGACGCAAUACGAAAUGCCGCCCAAGGUCGUGGCAGGCCGAAUGUCCGUUCUGUCGAAGGCGGCAAUGGACUUGCUACGAAGCCAGGGCCACGAAUUGGAUGUACCCGAUCUCUUCCAAACCUCCCUUGCGCCGUAUGACUUUGUCAUCAAUCUGCGGUCGAAGAUGUUGGGAGACCGCGCUGUAUCCAAAUUCAAGAACAUUGCCGAGGCAGAGGUAUCCGGUCGUGCGGGUAAGAUGGCCAUCGUCAAGGCAUUCGUUCGUGACGUUCAGGCUUGCUACGGUUCAAGCCUGCUAUUGUUCCACGGAGAUACCAGUGCCGAUGUCGUUGCUGGUAUUUGGAACCCGCAGACGCUGAAUCCUAAGAGUUGGAAUCUUAAGACUGCCUACUCGACUGCACCCGCGCCGGGCAAUGAUUCUACACAGCAGGAUCGCGUUGUGAUUAACCAGUCUGCGAUUUUGAACGAAAUUGCCAGACUUGGUGAAGGACUUGUUGAUACGAUAGAGAGCGGCAAAGUUGGAGCAUAG